This is a messenger RNA of Brugia malayi, 8424 nucleotides long. RefSeq names its product IQ calmodulin-binding motif family protein (gene Bma-hum-4.2). NCBI's taxonomy places the organism in Eukaryota, Metazoa, Nematoda, Chromadorea, Rhabditida, Onchocercidae. The record is from RefSeq and is a predicted model, not a curated record. Gene Ontology annotation, biological process: vesicle transport along actin filament; actin filament organization. Gene Ontology annotation, molecular function: microfilament motor activity; ATP binding; actin filament binding. The coding region runs from base 1 to 8424 and encodes 2807 amino acids. Gene Ontology annotation, cellular component: vesicle; actin-based cell projection; myosin complex. The transcript is spliced from 58 exons.
AUGUUAACCACUAUUUGCAAGGGUCAACCGGUAUGGCUUUUUGUGAACAGUGGAAAGGCUCUUUGGGAACCAGCACUAAUAGUUGAAACUGAUCCUCUAACUGUGCAAUUCAUUCAAAAUGGUCAAACAAUUCCGUUAGAGAAUACAGUUAGACUUACCGAACGGAAAUUAUUCGAUCCAAAUACUGAAAAUUUAGCUACUAUUCCAGAUGAAUCAGAAUCAGCGCUCUUAUUUGCUUUGCGUAAACGUUUCGAUGCAAAACGUUUUUACACAUUUGCUGGUGAUGUACUAAUCGUAUUAAACCCAUAUGAUACAUUAUCAACAAUUUUUGAUAAUACAGUACAACAAUUAUAUCGACAAAGCAAUAAUCUCAAUAGUUUACCAGCGCAUAUAUUUUCCAUAACUCAGAAAGCUUUGGCACGUAUUGAAAACGAGCAAUCAAAGCAUGAAUGCAUUUGUUUUUGUGGUGAAUCAGGUUCCGGUAAAACAUACAAUUUAAUACAAUGUGCUAAUUAUUUAAUCAACACUUCUACGCAGUAUACAUUAAGACAAACAGUUACUGUGCAACAGUUGGAUGCAGUGGUACGUAUACUCGAUGCAUUUGGAAGUGCUCGUACGUUAAAGAAUACGCAAGGGACACGAAUGAGUUAUUUUAUGGAAAUGAUUUAUCGAAACGCAACACUUAUUGGUUUUUCUGUUCAUACGAUUUCACAGCAACAACAACAACAACAACAACAACAACAAUUGCAACAACUUCAAAUACACGUGGAACUUAGUCGAAUUGUUAGUCAACGACUUGGUGAAUGCAAUUAUAAUGUAUUCUAUGAGCUUUGUUCAAGUAUGGAUAUUAAUGAGAAACAUAAAUUGGGUCUAAAAAAUGAACAACAAUAUUUUUACUUAAAUCAGGGUAAAGUUUCAAUGGAUCCGCUGCUGCUAUGUAAAAAAUACGAAAACCUUUGCAAUUCAUUUGAGUUAUUAGAUAUUAGUGAACAUCAACAGGAUUUCAUUCAACAUAUUCUGGCUGCUAUUUUGCAUAUUGGCAAUUUGUUCUUUAAGGUUACUAAGCAGAGAAAUGGUGCUAUAAAUGAAACAAAUGAUCAGUCUAAUGAUAUUGUGACUGUUGUUGAAAUAGGCAAUGAACAGGAGCUAAAAUGGUGUGCUUAUUUGUUGGAGGUUGAUUUGGAAUCGUUAAGUCAAUUAUUAACACAGAAAGAAGUGAAGACCAGUGAGGAAAGUGAAAUAGCACUAGUGCCAUUAAGCAUUGAACAAGCAUUAGAUGUCAGAGAUUCACUUGCUCAAUUAUUGUAUGAGCAAUUAGUUGAUUGGAUUUUACAACGUAUCAAUGGAACAACAAUGAAUGGAUGUAACUUUAUUAACAGUAAUGAUAUGGCUACAAUUGUACUUACUGAUUGUUAUGGUUUUGAGCGUUCCACAGGUAUGAAUGGAUUCGAACAGUUUUGCAUUAAUUUGUAUAAUGAGCGAUUGGAAUGGUACUAUCAGCAAAAAGUGCUGAGAGAAUUGCAAUGGGAAUAUCAAAAAGAUAACAUUUCAGGAGUUGAUAUGCAAUCCAUUCAAUGGUUUAAUAAUGAACCAGUUAUUGAGUUACUCCUUCAACGUCCAAAUGGUUUACUUCCAGCAUUAGAUGAUGAAACGAAAUUUCCUAAAGCAUCUGCUGCUCGUUACUUGCAACAAUGUAUUCUCAAUCAUCAACAAUCUCCUCGACAGUUAUUUACUACUAAAACUGUAUCAACAACAACUGCUACAACUGCAACAACAAUUGUUUCUGGCUCAAUGGAUAGACAUGAAUUUGCUAUUCGCCAUUAUGCUGGUCAAAUUUGGUAUGAUUGCGCUCAAUUUGUGGAGAAGAAUCGCUUGCAAAUUAGAUCGGAAACAAUAAAGCUACUUGCUAAUAGUCAAAAUUCGUCAAUUGCUCAAAUGUUUCAAUGUUUCACAACAAACAGUACGAAAUCAACACCGCAACAGUUAUCGGAUGGAACAAUUUACGUUGCACAACGAUAUAAUCGAGCAGCAAAAGCACUUAUUGAUAAAAUGAAUAAAGGUACUGUACAAUUUGUACGUUGCAUGCGUAGUAAUCAGGAACGUGAAACGCUGAAAUUUUGUCCUCAAACAGUGGCACGACAGCUAAGAUCACUUUCAUUGCUUGCUACCACCAAUAAUUAUCGUUUUGGAUUUCCAUAUCGAGAACCAUUUGAUCGAUUCGCCGUAAGAUAUCGAUGUUUACUACCAUUAGAUAUAGUUCAUUAUCAAACGGUAUACGAAUUAUCUAAAGAUAUCCUUGAACAACAGGGUAAUAAAUUCCAUCAACAUUACCGAUUAGGUAAAACGCAAGUAUUUAUGCGUGAACCAUUACGUGAACAUUUGGAAACUCGUCGUAAUGUACUACUUAAUAGCUCCGCUAUUGUAAUACAAAAAAAUUUACGGAAAUGGUUAGCAGAACGGAAAUUUGCGAAGAAACGACAUGCUGCUAUAGUCUUACAAUCGGGUUUACGAGGAUGGCGUGCAAGACGUGAAGUUGAACGUCGCCGAAAAGAAAUUCGUAAAGCUAUUGAUAUGGAAACUCGAAAGAUACGUCGCCUGAAUUUAUACGCAGAAACGGAGGAAGGAUGUGAAAACAAUACCGUAUUAGCAACGGAAUAUAAUCAAACAAUGGAUUCAUCAUCUGUAGCUGAUGUACAGUAUUUAGAUUUACCAAAAAGCGUUGAGAACGAUUUGAAGAAAGGAUUAUUUUCUAACAGGAUGUCUGAUAUUCGAACUGUAUAUCAUUAUAUUCCAUAUAACAAGCGUAUCGGUAAAUCGUUAGAACUUCCUAUGGAAACCAUUGAACAGUUUGCAGAAAAUAAUUUUAAAGGCCAUUUGCUACAAAUGCGACGUGAACCAAUUGCUACACCAUUUUUACAUAAAGAAACUGAAAUGGAAUUUAAUCAAUCGUUGGAAAUGUUUGCAAUGAUAUUACGAUAUAUGAAUAAUACACAAAUGAAUAGUGAACAAUUAGCAAUUCUUGGCAAAGCAAUAAUUCAAACAGCAUUAAAUAAUCCGACACAAAGGGAUGAACUUUUGGUGCAACUUUGUACUCAAACAUAUCGUAACGGAGUGAAAAAUAAUGCUGAUAAAGCUUGGACAUUACUUCUUGGUGCAAUUAAUAGCUUCACACCUUCACCACAACUAUUUCCUGCUCUUAUGAAUUAUUUCGAACAACAAACACCAAAUUUAUCACGACAAUUAAUCGAUAGCUUACUACGACAAUGUAUUGGUAAUAAAGAUUUACCAAAAUUUCGUUAUUUUGCACCAACAUUCCUUGAACAGGCUAGUUUUAAACAACAACAAGCUGCUGUAUUACGAAUUAAAUGUGCUGAUCAACAUGAAGCAUUAUUUGAAGUGCAUUCUUGGAUGACUGCUGAUGAAUUAGCACAAAGAUGUUUGCAAAUUCGUGGUAUUGGUGAUCCAGAUGGUUGGACAUUAAGUGUGGAAGAUGAACGUUUUGCUAUAUUUGCACCAGGAAAUUGUUAUGUUUAUGAUAUAUUAGCACAAAUGGAGCAACAAUCAAUUGAAAGUAAUAAUGGAAUUUUUAUCAUGUAUGAUAAUAGCAUUAAUUGGAAAGUUUCACGAAAUAAUGGAAAAGUUAUGGGAAGAGAAAUAUUGCAACAAAAUGAAACUGAUAAUAAUACUGCAAAACAGAAUGAUAUUUUACCAAAUCGUUUUGCAACAAACACCAAACGACAAUCACGACAAGAACAACAACCAAUGGUACCACAACGAUCGGUGCAAUUUGUACCAGAAGCAAUACAAAAUGAUUUAUAUGCUGAAUCUAGGCUAAAAGAAUCAAAUUAUCGAACAUUUGAUACAGAUACAUCUAUUUAUGAAGGAAAUACAACAAAAACACCUCCAAUACCACCGCCACAUUGGGAUUCAAAUUUAAAUGAGCACCAAUCAUAUCGUCAACAACAACAGUACAAAAUUGAAGAAGAGGAAGGAAAAGAUGGUGAAUGUUUAUAUGGUCAACAACAGCAAGCAUUACCAGAAUUAUCAGCAAGUACUUUAAACAAUCGAUAUAAAAUUAAUCAAAAUCCUGAUCCUACAAAUAAUUUCAACAAUAAUUAUUAUUAUGAUACGGUAAUGGAUCGUAAACGUUGUGAUGAUAACAUCUACGGUAAUGUUAACUAUGAUGGUCGCAAUAUGAUAGAUGAUGAUAAUUUAUAUCAAAAGCAUCAACAACGUGAUAGUACAUUGCAACGUUAUCGACGUCAACAACAGCAAUUUGUUGAACUUCGACAACAACAACAACAACAGCAAUAUGAUCAGCAACGCAAUUUUGCUUAUAUACCACAACAAUUUACUGCGAUGGCUACUAUUCCUUUUGUACCAACUCAGGUACAAUUUAUGCCUGUAAUGCUUCCAACUACAUCAUUCUUACCGCCACAACAAUUACCGCCACAGCUAUCACAUCAACAAACAAUGAUAACUGCUGUGGAAAAUACAAAUGGACAGCAAUUAAUUAAUCAACAGCUAAAUGCGACAAAUGUGUCAUCAUCAUCAACAACUGUUCUUAUGAAUACCAUUGAUAGCAAUAAUAUGCAACAACAUCAUUCUGAUAUUUUUACGCAACAUGGAGAAUUAGAAACACAUGCCUUGUGCUGUUCAACACCACAACAAUUAAAUCAACUAGCUGAAGAAUCGCUAAUUAGCGCUCCAUCAGAGCAAUCAUCCGUCUCAACACGCAUCAGACGUAUGCAAAUUCCAACGAAAGCAAGUGAUGUCGAUCAAUUCUUGGAUGCUAUCUUUGAACAGGUUUUGCCAGCAAAUGAUCUAGAACAAACCGAUGAUAAUCAUUUCAAUGCUGCAAUGAUAACUAAUACAAUUAAAGGAACUCUUUCUACUGAUGCCAACGACACUUUACAAUCGACAUCACAACAAUGUAUGACAACAACGAUAAAUUAUGCAGCACAACCAAUGAUGUUAAUGCUACCUGUAGAAAGUCGUAUGCUUACUUCAAGUCAACAACAACAACAACAAAAUCAAGAACAAGUUUAUGCUAAUAAUACCAUAACUAAUGGUACUAUCACUAAUACACCGUUAUCACCAGUAAUGCCAAUUAUGGUACCGAUGAUGUGUAUGUCACCGACACCAACCACAACUGUUACAGCAUGUUUAUCACCAGUACCGUUUAAAAAUUCAAUAGCCAAUGAUAGUGUUUCACAACCAAUUGAACGAACAUUAUCACCAAUAUCGGUUUGUUACAAUUAUAAUGCAACAUCUACUCCGUGUAGCAAUGGUAUUUUGACGUCUAACACGUACGCAAAUGGUACUAUGACGUCUAAAGCGCAUAUAAAUGGCACUAACCAUAGCGAGCGUAAUAAUGGCGAAUUAUCAGGCUCAUCAACUACAAUGAUAAUUCGCUCUUCACCACUGCCCGAAAUAGCACAAUCACCAACAAAUUUAGACGAGAAAGGUCGCGUGGGUCAAAUACAACCAACGUCAACCAAAGCACGAUAUAUUGGACCAGUGCAUCCACAAACAAAUGAAUGCUUGAAGAGUCCAACAUUAGCAACAAAAAAUUCGCAGUGUAGACAAAAGGAACAAAAUCACUCUCAACAUCAGCAAUUGGACUAUAUUAGAAAUCAAUUUAGUCCUACUGAAGCAGACGAGAAUUAUUAUUAUGGUACAGCUAAACGUGAACAAAUAUAUUCAGGAAGAUCUGCAAUAUCAUCACAAGAUAAUAUCAUAUCAUCAUCAUUAUCAUCACAUCCAAAUCAAACAUUACGACGAACACAGCAAUGCUUUCGACCGCAAUCAUCGUUAUCACCAUCACCACGAUUGGUUACUAAACCGGAAACAGGAUUCGGUACAAGAAUUACUGAUAGCAAUGAAAUCAUUUAUGGCAACAAUCUUUCAAAAUUGAACAUUUAUGGUAGUCCAGCAAUACGAAAUACAAAUACGAGAGAUUCGGAUAAUAUCGUAAGGGAGAAAAAAUCAUUGAGAGCUGUUGUUGAAUUUGAAAAUGAUGCAUUGAGAAGAACUGGUGGAAGAGCAAAACAACAACAACAAGAUUUGGAGCAACAACAAAUAUUACAUCAUCGUUCCGAAUUUGAUAACGAAACAUCAAGGCCAAGUUCUCGACGUCAUAAUGAUACAUUAAAGGAAUUAGAAGGAAAACGAGAAACAUUUGGAGAAUGGAUAGAUGAAGUAGAUAUAACGAAAAAUAAUGCGCAAAAUCAUGCUCAAAUAAUGGCGGAAGUUGCAAUUCAUCAGGCUCAUUUAUCAAAAUUACAACAACAACAACAAUAUUAUAUGCAAGAUGAUGAUUACAAUAAGCAAUACUACAAUGACAAUGUUCAACAACAACAACAACAAAAACACCGACAACAACAAAUUGAUAAAACGUAUUUUAUGCAUGAUGGUCAACAAAAUGAGCAGCAACGUGAACGUCCAGCUGUGCAAUAUAUUCAGCAACCAUGGGAAUUAAUGAUACGCAAACAAAUAUUUCAUCCUAAUGAACAACUUGGAGAAGAGCAAGAAAUUGAUUUAAUUUUUACUCAAAUUAUUACCGACUGUCGUAAACCUAAAAGUUAUCGAAUUCAUAACAAUGAACGUGAUGCUAUAAGUCAAAUCUUACGUAACUAUCGAAUUCCACCUGCUAUGCUCGACAAUCCUCAAUUGCUUCUGAUCGAUGUUAAAGUAGCUGUCAUCCAAUGUGCACGACGUUGGCCAUUAUAUUUUAGUGUUCAAUUUCCAGUUAUGGAUCAAUUCAUUAACAGAGUUACUAAUGAAAUAGUAAAUGCACGUCGAAUAUUAGCUAUUCAUGAAUCAGGGCUUACAUUGCUAAAUCAAGAUGAGAGCAAUAAUAAUAUGGAAUUAAAUAUUUUAGACCAUUUCAAUUAUGGUGAUAUUAUUGACAUGCAAGUGGACUGUACAAGUGGACAAUUGCGCUUACAAAUACGCCAAGACUCACAAUUAAUACUACGAUCUGUUCAUGCUGAAGAAAUUCAUACAUUAAUUGACAAAAUGAUGUCAGUUGAUGGUGGAAAAGUACGAAUAUAUAUGCGUGCAGUAGCAGAUUAUAUUACAAAUGAACCAAAUUUACUAAGUUUUUCCAAAGGUGAUAUUAUACAAAUUAUAAAUCGUAAUGAUGGAACAUUACCAAUGGAACAAAAUAGUGAGCAAUGGUUAUAUGGUAGAAUUGGUAAUCAUUUUGGUAAUUUACCAGCAAAUUAUGUUGAACCAUUGGAUUCUUUUGGGCAGAUGAUUGAUUCACAACUAACGAUGAAUUCAUCCACUGCUGGUGGGAUUCAUUUCGAUGAUUUGAUACCUAUCAGGUAUCCUGAUUACUAUAACUAUAUCGGUCGACUACCUGUUAUGGAUUCCCAUUACAGUUAUCGACAACGGCAUUUUCGUCCGCACCCACGUACACCACAGGAAUCCAAUCCACUUUAUAGGUCCUCUGAAUUGGACUAUUCUAUUUCUGGUAUUGGAGCAGGAGGCGGAGGUGGAGGUGGAGGCGGGAAUUAUUUCAGCACCUCAGGACCCUGUAAUUUUGAAGCUGAAAAACAACCACGACGAUCGCAGUCAUUGGACAAUCGAAAAGACUGGUUGUUCAGCGAUGAUUAUGGAUUUCCAGCAGUAGGAACAGACGAGAGAUAUAAUGGUGCCACGAAGAGGUACCAGUCUCAUCAGCAAAAACGAAACUAUAAUUAUCAGCCUUAUUUUAGUGCUAGUACCGGUCCUACUACCGGAUAUCGCGCUACCUACGAUGGACGACGUGGUAACGAUAAUUACUUUGACAAUGUCGUAACCCUACAAUCCAAUCCUACUGAAUCUGACUGGGAUGCUCUCGACCGUUCAAUUCGAAAUUAUCGUGAAGAUCCUGGUGGUGAGCAACCAAAUGUAACCAUGCGACGUUCCAAGGCUCAAAGUUUAUCUCCAGUUCGUCCCAGUGGUGUUUUUGGUGGUAUUGGUGGUGCUUCAAGUGGCACCAAACCGAGACGGCGCAAUUUACCAUCAUACUUUUAUCGACACUCUGGUACUGGUGGUUGCUUUGUAGGACCACAAAGUGGUAUUUCUGUUAAUAGAAAUGAAUCAAUUCGACAUACCCGAAACGAUUUUUUCAGUGGUUCAGCAUUACAGGAUGAAAUGGAAUUUGGUACUGACCGUGGUAUGACAAAUUACUACCGAGGUAGUAAUUCUAAUCAUCAACAAUCUGAACAUUAUAGACCGGGAGCUGGAUCUCUAAAUGUUGCAAAUACAAUGCGAGGUCAAACAAUGAUUCGUGGUACUACUACAGGUACCACACGUGAUGGUUUUGGAGCGCAAAAAUAUUACAAGCUUCAUUGUUGCUGUUUAAGUUUUCGUUGGCCACCUUGGGCUUUUGAAGAAGUGGAACCACCGCAACCAAUAUAUCGUCGUACUUGA